Molecule: messenger RNA, 809 nt
Organism: Salvelinus sp. IW2-2015
Lineage: Eukaryota; Metazoa; Chordata; Actinopteri; Salmoniformes; Salmonidae
Source: RefSeq, a predicted model, not a curated record
AUGGGUGGAGUGAGGUGGAAGGGUGGGGUGGAGGGUGAGGUGGAAGUGGAGGGGUCCCCGUGGUGGAAGAGGUGCCAGGGACCAACUGGAAAGCCAGGUGCUAAGGGAACAUCAGGGACCUCAAGGACCCCAGGGGCCAGCCGGCUUCCCAGGACUAAGGGCCCUAAUGGCCCCCCGGGUAAAGACGGACUGCCUGGUCACCCUGGGCAGAGAGGAGAGACAGGUUUCCAGGGAAAGACUGGCCCACCUGGGCCUGGAGGUGUUGUCGGACCCCAGGGACCAACGGGAGAGACCGGCGGCAUCGGAGAGAGAGGACACCCUGGUUCCCCUGGACCCCCCGGAGAGCAAGGUUUACCUGGAUCUGCUGGGAAAGAAGGAGGAAAGGGUGACCCAGGUCCUAUGGGUACAUCUGGAAAGGUUGGCCCGGCCGGACUCAGGGGCUUCCCAGGGCAGAGAGGUCUUCCUGGGGCUAACGGUCCAGCUGGUUUGAAGGGAGGCGAAGGACCACAGGGUGCCAAGGUCCCAACGGUUCUCCAGGAGAGAGAGGUGCUGCCGGUCCCGGAGGUGCCAUCGGUCUUUCAGGACGCACCGGACCUCAAGGAGGUCCUGGACCAGCCGGAGAGAAGGGAGGCCCGGGAGAGAAAGGCCCCGUGGGACCGGCUGGUCGUGACGGUAUCCAAGGUCCUGUUGGUCUUCCUGGCCCUGCAGGCCCCCAAGGCCCCCCUGGAGAGGACGGAGACAAGGGAGAGGUUGGUGAGCCUGGCCAGAAGGGAAGCAAAGCAGACAAGGGUGAACAGGUGAGUUCUCAU